AUGUAUACACCGAAUAGAAGUAUCGAACGAUGGCAAACACCUAUAUUUCUCUCCUCUAGACCAACUCAACCAUCCCAAGGUCCAAUCUACCAUGUCUACAGUCAUUACGGAUGUAGUAGUAAAGAUAUUGACCGUUGUGAAAUGUGUAAAUAUUUAUUACAAUCAAACACUUAUCUACAUUCAAAUCCGCAAUCACUUCUAGCGGCAACAGAAAGUCGUGUCCUACCACAAAUUCAACGUCAACUAUCACCAACUCCAAUCAAACCAACUCGGCAUAGGAUCGAUGAUAAAAAUGAUCUAUAUCUCUUACCUAAGCAUCCUGGAUCACCACGAACACGUCGAGAAGCUGAAGAUGCUGCUAUUAUUAAUAUAUGUUUAAAAGAUAAAUCUAUUGAUCGAAUUGUACUUGUCGAUGCUGACGAAGAGAACAAUCCUGAAGAUGAUGAUGAUGUUCUCUUUGUUCGUUUAUAUGAUCUUGAACAACGAUCGUCUCAAUAA
Rotaria socialis is the source of this 498-nucleotide messenger RNA. Lineage: Eukaryota; Metazoa; Rotifera; Eurotatoria; Philodinida; Philodinidae. The record is from the annotation of a GenBank genome assembly.